AUACGACCUCCUACCAUCAGCCCUUUGCUGACCAACAAUGGUCUGGACUUGGUCCCAUUCACUUGAGUUAUUUUCAUGCUUGUAGGAUUAAGUUCUUAUUGAGUACAGGAAGCAUUUCCCCACCUUCAUUGAAACUUGUUUAAAGGAAGGAUGGCAGCUUGUACUUCUCUAUUUAUCUUAUGGGACCUAAGAAUGGUGAGGGAUACACAGUGAUUACACACUUCCUUACUCAUUGUGUGGAAAGGAAAGACUACAAGGGUUGAGUUCAGAGAAAAAAGAAAAGGAAUUUAAAUGUACUGAAUACCAGACACCAUACUUUAAAGACUUUGUUACUAUUUUAUCCAACCCCCUUUUAACCAACUGUGUGUUAAUGCUUUGUGAUAGCUACUAUCAUCUUUGGCAGAGACAGUUUCUUUGUUUCUGAGGCUAUCAAAAUGAAGUGACUCACCGAAUUCCAUUGAGACACAGAGUCCCUACCUUGGUUAGACUCCAUUUCUGCCACAUGUAACUGGAUUUUGGAUUCUAAGCCAGAUCCACAGUUAAAUCUGGUUCCACAAGGCAGCCCUUUCAAGCCUCCACUAUUUUUCUAGAGUAUGUGUUUUGAGGAGUUUAAGGUCACUAAGUAGAUCGAAAAGAGAUGAAGUUGCCAGAUUUCAGAAGGUCAGGAACAGUCCUUGGCCUCGCCCCAGGGAAUAACAGCCCAUGUCACAAUGUGGGAGGAGGAGAGGUGGUGCCUUGUGGAUAGUAAACUGGACCCCAAGUGGAUAUAAAAGGAGAGGCCCUGGGGAGCCAAGCCACCAUCAGGAAGAGACUCACUCUCAGUGACAGUAGAGAAAACAGCGCUAUCUCCUGCCAAGAUGAAGCUGCUGCUGCUGUGUCUGGGGCUGACCCUAGUCCGUGCCCAGGAGGGAAACUCUGAUGUUGUGAGAAGCAACUUCGAUAUUCCAAAGAUUACAGGGGAGUGGUUUUCCAUUCUCUUGGCCUCAGACAACAGGGAAAAGAUAGAAGAAAAUGGUAGCAUGAGGUUUUUUGUGGAGCACAUCAGUCUCUUGGAAAAUUCUUCUUUGUUUAUUAAAAUGCAUACAAAGGUAAACGGAGUGUGUACUGAGCUUCCUUUGACUUGUGACAGCACAGGAGAGGAUGGCGUAUAUACUGUUAGCUAUGAUGGAAAUAAUAAAUUUCGCAUACUUCAGGUGAACUAUAGUCACCAUAUUAUUUUUUAUCUCGAGAAUUUCAGCGACUCAUACCAACUGCUAGAGCUCUAUGCCCGAGAACCAGAUACGAGUCCAGAACUCAAGAACGAGUUUGUGGAAAUUUGCCAAAAGUAUGGAAUUGUUAAGGAAAACGUUAUUGACCUGACCAAAGUGGAUCGCUGCUUCCAGGCGCGAGGGAAUGGAGUGGCCUAGGGCUGCAGUUUG
Messenger RNA from Capra hircus (goat), 1418 nucleotides. RefSeq names its product major allergen Equ c 1. The record is from RefSeq and is a predicted model, not a curated record. The transcript has 6 exons. NCBI's taxonomy places the organism in Eukaryota, Metazoa, Chordata, Mammalia, Artiodactyla, Bovidae. Gene Ontology annotation, molecular function: odorant binding; small molecule binding. The coding region runs from base 858 to 1406 and encodes 182 amino acids.